Messenger RNA from Dendronephthya gigantea, 1512 nucleotides. RefSeq lists its product as uncharacterized. The transcript has a single exon. Gene Ontology annotation, molecular function: nucleic acid binding. The record is from RefSeq and is a predicted model, not a curated record. Bases 1 to 1512 code for a protein of 503 amino acids. NCBI's taxonomy places the organism in Eukaryota, Metazoa, Cnidaria, Anthozoa, Malacalcyonacea, Nephtheidae. Gene Ontology annotation, biological process: DNA integration.
AUGGCCGAACAAACUUUUGAAAAUGAAGAAAAUGACAACCCCUCAUGGAUCGAUGUUUUUAACGGAGUUGAUCAGUUACUGCAGAUGAUUAACGAAAAAGUCGACGAUGGAAGGAUAUCCUUUCAUGAGGCUUCUUUAAUUUUCAACAAGCUUGAGACAGCUUUAUCAAUGGUUGUAAAUCUUACCACAUUGGAUAUCGAUUUAACAGAGAACACUAGACUUGUACUACUGCAGCUUUCCCAGUGUUUGACAGAACUACACAACUACUGGGCAACUAGAAUAGCUAAUAUAAGACGAGCGACAGUCACUCUGCCCAAUUUAAGAAUUGAAAAUGUCAGCAUGUCAAGUGAUCCAGGUAGACCAUCUCUAUCUAUACCAAAGGAAAUUCUUGAAGACCUAAGGAAUUCUGGGUACUCAUGGACUGAAAUUUCGAAAAUUUUACAAGUAUCGAGAUGGACUGUACACCGUAGGGUACGGGAAUAUAAUUUGCAACACCUUGACAGAUUUUCUGACAUAUCUGAUGAUGAACUAGACCAGCUAAUCAUGGGCUAUAUAUCGAGACAUGGCAAUACCACAGGUGAAUCCUACCUUAUUGGCUACAUUAGAUCUCAAGGUAUUCGUGUUCAGAGAGACAGGGUACGUUCUUCCCUAACGCGUGUUGAUCCUGAAAAUACUGCCCUUCGUUGGGCAUGCGUAAUUACUAGGAGAGUUUAUACAGUUCCAGGACCAAAUGCUCUCUGGCAUAUAGACGGUAAUCAUGCUUUGAUUCGAUGGAAGUUUGUGGUGCAUGGGUGCAUAGAUGGUUUUUCCAGGCGGAUAAUUUACCUUCUAUGUGCAGACAACAACCGGUCCGACACUGUUGUGAAUGUUUUUGCCGCAGCAACUGACGAAUUUGGUUAUCCAUCCCGAGUUAGAGGGGAUCACGGAGGGGAAAAUGUUCAAGUAGCAAGGUUAAUGGAAAGAGAGAGAGGUGAAGGGAGAGGAAGUUUUAUUGCUGGGCCAUCGACAAGAAAUCAAAGAAUAGAAAGAUUAUGGAGGGAGGUAUUCCGUUGCUGUCUAUAUUUAUUUUAUUGCAUAUUCUAUGCCAUGGAGGAAACUGGUGUCCUUGAUUUGGACAAUAAUGUCGAUCUAUUUCUACUGCAUUAUGUAUACUUACCGCGAAUUAAUCAUUCUCUUCAAGAGUUCGCAGCAGCCUUUAACAAUCGCCCCAUGAGAACUGAGAACAAUUGGAGUCCAGAAAAAAUUUGGACAAAUGGAAUGAUAAAUCACGCCGUUAGACAGCUUUUAGAAAGGCAUGAAAUUGAAAACAUUGAACUAUAUGGCGUUGACUGGAAUGGUCCUAUUCCUGCCGAAAAUCAAAACAUUGUGGAGGUGGAACCACCGAACUGCCCAUUUCCAAUUGAGUACCUUCAUCAACUUCAAGAUCAUGUUAAUCCGCAACAAGAAUCAAAUAACUAUGGUAUAGAACUGUUUACACAAGCGAAAGACUUUCUGAAUGAACUGUUCGAAUAG